GCGUGUGUCAGACAAGAGCAAAGAAACAUCUUAUGGUCAUUCAUGUUUUAUAUAUUGCAGAAACUGAAGUUAAAAAUACACUUGGACAAAAAAAAUAGAAGCAAACAUGGUAAAAAGGAGAUCAGAUGAGGUAGAGUCUGUGAUUGACCAGUAGGGGGCCUCGGCUCCUUGCUGUGUCUUCCUCAGUCUCCUCCCCCCAGAGUGUGGGAGUAAGAGUAAGUCGUUCCCUUCUGCACUAGUGAAGCCAUGCAGUGGGCGGCAGCUUUCCCAUGAGGACAAACAGAGAUAGGCUCCUUAAGACACUCCCCUGUCUGGGAGUGGAGCAGCCAGCCCUUAGUCCCGCCCACCAUGCUGUGGAGGAGGAGGAACGCGGCGGUGCCCGAGCUGAUCCUUUCAAUCUUCCCCACAGUGUGGAGCAGCCGGCAGCGCGCACACACACACACUCACUCACACACUCUCACACAAGCACACACACUCACACUCACUCUCGCACACACACUCUCGCGCGCGCAACAAAGCAAGCAGACGAGGGAGGCGGGUAAUAAAGAAAAGAACAUCACAGAGGAACAACAGCAUUGUUACACCUGGACUUUUUACGGAUACUGCAGUCUGCCUGGAGUUUGUGCCGUUUCCUGUGUGCUUCACAACAUCUCAGCUCACGUCUGGUUCUUCCUGUGGAGGGUUUGAGUCCCAUCAGCUGUGCGUGCAGAGAUCCAGAUCCGACGACUGUCUACAUUGCUGCUUUGUGCAUCUGCCAGACGGGAACAAAGUGUGCGACUGGGAUAUCUGACAAGCUCCUCUGGGAACCGACGCUGCACCGACUGUCAUAGAGAGAGAGAGAGAGAGAGAGAGAGAGAGGGAGGAAUAGAAAGAAGGAGCAAGAUAGAUAGAAAGAGAGAUAGUCAAAGUCAGGGCAUGAGCAGGAGACUAGAAGCCGGUUUUCCGGAGAAGUGAUCGCCACAGUGCCCCCUCCUCUUCCCUCACCUCCUUCCUUCCUUCUCUCCUCUCUCCUGUGCCGCUGCUCCUUCUCUCUUCGUGCACACCUCCGCUGCUAUCCCAUCCUCGUACCUCCGCUCUCCUUCCAUCACCUCCUCCUCCCCUGCUCCCAAAGACGGUGAGAAGAGGAGAGGCACGGUGCACGCACGCUCGCCUGUGUCCAUAUCAUCUCAUUCUCUCUCUCCAUCAUUCCUCUGGCUCCGUCCCUUACACGGAUCUAGCCUCUAGCUGCAGAACCACAAGCGGAGGCUUUUUGAGUUGUUGGAUCCCCGCUCGCGAGUCUCUGUAUCCAGCCACAGCCAGAAGGAUUCCAGCUACAUGGGCAAACGCUUGGAACAGCAACCAAUGUACCCCCAGUACACUUACUAUUACCCUCACUACCUUCAGACUAAGUCAUAUGCCCCGCCCCCUCCGCCCAUGGCUCCGCCCAGCCCCAGCACCAAUAGCAGCAGCCACAGUGCAGCGGAGCAGCUCAGUAAAACCAACUUGUACAUCCGGGGCCUUCCGCCUGGCACCACCGACCAGGACCUCAUCAAACUCUGCCAACCGUAUGGAAAAAUAGUGUCAACAAAGGCAAUCCUGGACAAAAACACCAACCAGUGCAAAGGAUAUGGCUUUGUGGAUUUCGACAGUCCGGCAGCGGCGCAGAAAGCUGUAGCGUCCCUGAAGGCCAGCGGCGUGCAGGCACAGAUGGCAAAGCAACAAGAGCAGGACCCCACUAACUUGUACAUCUCCAACCUCCCGGUUUCGAUGGAUGAACAAGAGUUGGAGAACAUGCUGAAGCCUUUCGGACAUGUCAUCUCCACACGGAUACUCCGAGAUGCCAACGGGGUCAGCCGAGGGGUCGGUUUUGCCAGAAUGGAGUCCACUGAGAAAUGUGACGUGGUGAUUCAACAUUUCAACGGAAAGUUUCUCAAAACCCCACCAGGAGUUCCAGCCCCGACGGAGCCGCUGCUGUGCAAGUUUGCAGACGGGGGACAGAAGAAGAGGCAGAGUCAGAGCAAGUACCCUCAGAAUGGACGACCGUGGCCCCGGGAAGGAGAGAGUGGCAUGGCGCUGACCUAUGACCCCACCGCAAUGCAGAACGGGUUCUACUCCUCACCCUACAGCAUCUCCACAAACCGCAUGAUCGCUCAAACGUCAAUCACUCCAUUCAUCGCAGCCUCUCCUGUCUCCACAUAUCAGGUCCAGAGUACGUCGUGGAUGCCUCACCAACAGUACGUUAUGCAACCUACGGGUGCUGUUAUAACGCCAACCAUGGACCACACCAUCUCCAUGCAGCCUGCGAACAUGAUGGGACCCCUCACCCAGCAGAUGAACCACCUGUCUCUGGGCACCACUGGCACUUACAUGACUGCGGCUGCUGCUCCUAUGCAGGGGACCUAUAUUCCCCAGUACACUGCGGUGCCUGCCUCUGCUGUCUCAGUGGAGGGAGUGGUGACGGAUGCUUCUCCACAGAGCGUUCCAGCCUCGUCACAGGACGCCAGCGGGCAGCAACAGGCUCUGGGUGUGGAAAACACCAGCGAUCACGCGCCCACCUACUCUUUUCAGCCCGCCAAAUAACCAGAGGAGGAGCGGGGUGCUGAGGUGACUGCGUUGCCUUGAGACUGGGGGACUGCAACGAGGGAACAUUGAAGACAGAGCGCAAGAGAUAGGAAAACACGUUUGUGUCUACUUUUGCACAAGCAUCUAAAAAACAACAACAAACAAACAAUUUAUUUAACACCUGGCCCACAGCGGAGGACCUUUGGAGAAACUCACAACCAGAUGGGAAACCAGAUGAGAAAUGCAGUCUGGGCUACCCUGAUGAAAAAAAAACUUUACCUUCAUGAAGUGAACGAAUUCAAACAAGUACAAGUUUUCCUAUUCUUUUUUUUUUUUUUGAAUGUGCAGGUAGGUUUUCAGAAACAGUGGGUUUUUCUAUUAGACGAGGAAGCACGUUCUUGUAAAACAAUGAGAGAAGGAGCAAAAGAAGUCUUCCUCGGAAUUCUAAGCUACUAUUACUUUUCUUUUUUUAUGAGUUAGAUUUUAGUUUUCUAGAGAAUAUCAAUGUUUUUUCAUCUUUGUUGCCUUAAUUUCGAAAAACAUCUAAGACUUUUUUCCUGUUUGAACUGAACAGACUGACGAAUGCAGUGAAAAUGACCUGACACAGAAAGGAAAAUUACUUGUAUAAAGCAUAGAGAGAGAGAGAGAAAGAGAGAACGGUCUCCUUGAGACGUUUUAAAUUAUCAGUGGUGACUUUGUGUUUAAAUGAGGGGACAAAAAAAUAUUGUGGUCAUGAUGAUGAUGGUGAUGAUUAAAGAGAGUUGCAUUUUUUUAGAAACAGAGGAAAAAAAAAGUUAAUCCACUGCAUCAUGGGAAAUGCAGUUUAUUGUGUAGUGCAGAUCAUUUUUAAUGGCAUUAUUGUUUUUAUCUGCAAUAUUUUUUAUGAGCUUUAAGGUGUUUUUAGCCUGCUUUGCUUGUUUCAUUGCGGAAAAACUAAAAAAAAAAAAAAACUAAAACAGUCAAAAAAAAUGGCAGUGCAAAUCUACAUAGAUUAAAAAAGCUUAUGGAUUAAAUCAAGACAAAAAAAGCAAAUGUGUGCAAAAAGCAAUAGUAAUAGGAAAUUGUUGACAAUUUCUUUAGUCUUUCUUAGCUGUGGAUCAAAUGCAGCCCAUGGAUGGCAUAUUUUAUACCAAAGAUGAAGAAACCCCCCUCAAGACAGUGGAGUGGAUAGAUUUUUUUUUUUCUUUCUGAUUUUUUUCUAUUUGAGAUUAUUUGUUUUCUUUUGGCGUAGUAGUAGUUUGGUUUCAGAGGUAUCUGUUUGACCUUGACGGCCAGAUUAGUACCUGACGGUUUAAACUUCCUUCCACUGUUGCAGAGUCUAUGUCAAUUGUUGAGAGGCAGAAAAGCACCAUCGCUGAUUGUCAUGAGUGUGAUUUUUGUCCAGCAGAGGGCGGCAGAGAACGGCUGAACCAUCAAUCAUCCUCCGUCUGCCCGGCUCAAUGAACUAUACCUCUUUCGCUGCACCUUCUCGGUCGCCGACUCACGGUCGGUCACUACUAAACACGUCCGUUCAGUUCCAGCUUUCUCUCAGAGAAGGCCGUUUUACCGUCAUUUCAACUCAACAGGAAGGAAGCACUCACUAGUGUGUGUAUUUAAACUCUGUGUACAGAUCACUACCUCAUCGAAAGCAAUUUUACCAUGAGGAAACACAGGAGUUUGUGUUGCAGGUCAUGAAACACAAGCUUUGCUUCAGGGGCACUGAAAAACGUUAGCAAUUAGCAGCAUUAGCGUAAUAUGUUGUUGUUCUGAGCACCUCCGUCCUUCUCUGUUUUUGCAGUCACGUCGAUUGAAACGCCUCAUAUUAUAUGCAAGGUUUCUUUAAUCAACCAGAUGCCAUAGGAAAUCUCUUGUGAACAUUACUUGAAAAACAACGGCUCUGUCCCAACACCCCUUUGGGUUGUUUUCGAGUCCACGUUUUGAUGACACAAUGCUAGUUAGUAAUCCAUAGUAAUUGUAAAAAUGACCAUUGCAUGACUGGGACAGAGCCUCUAAGGUGCCCCGUCAUCAUGGGAUUCGGCGGUUGCUCAGGUGCCUUGACAGCUGGGAAAUAGGGUGCAGAAUAUCUUGUCUAACAUUUCGACCUUACAUAUUUGAAAUCUGCUUUCGUUUUAUCAAACUACCCAUUUCAGAAACUAGCAAACACGUGUAGAAAGAGGAAAAAUCUCAAAUAUUAAAUGGAUAUGUUAUCCAAAAAAGAUUUUAUUGUCAUCAAAGUUGUUUCACAAUCUGUAUGACUUACUGAUUCUCAGUGAUCUCAGCUAUCCAUCUUAGUAUGUCCACAAGAAUACCUGAAUGGUCUAUUAUUUUCAGUUAAAAGUGGAGAUGCUUGUAUAUUGCACAUCACGGGACAAAGAGAAAGCUAAAUAGAAUUAUAAAGGAACUAAAAAGUUUAAAAAGAGCUACAAACAUGAUGAGACCUGUGGUUUAGUAGAGAUAAUAUAAGAGUUCAGUGAUUUAAAACAAAAAAGCUGAUGUUUAUUUAAUGCCACCCGCAUUUCAUUCUGUCUGCAUCAACAUUCUGAACUUUUACAGAGAUAUGUUUUUAUUUUACAGAGAUAUGUUUGGUUAUUCUAUUCUAUUAUGCACUGUAAAACCCCAAAAAUUAAAGUAUCUCAAACCAUUUGAGGAAAUCAAUUGCAACAAACCAUUAAAGUUUAAAAACUAAUCCUAAUGAGUAGUGUGAACUUACUCCAUUUGAGGAAAUGAAGCAAUUUGAGCACAGGAAACCCCAAUAAAUGAAGAGAACUCAAACCAACUGAGUACUGUAAAACUCAAUAAGUUAAGCCAACUCAAACCUUUUGAGGAAACCGAUUGCAACAAACCAUUUGAGUUCAAAAACUAAUCUAUAUGAGUACUGUGAACUUACUCCAUUUAAGUUGAAGUAAUGAGGUAUUUAAUUAACUCUUUUUCUUAACACUGAGUUCAAAACUCAUUUCAAAUGAGUAGAAUUAACUUUCAGUCAAUUUUGAGUCCACUCUACAAUCCUUUCUUUUGAUUUGACUGUUGGGUUUUACAGUGUAUCAUUAUGUGCUCUCUACAGCUAACUAGGGGUGUGUGAUAUUGGCACAAAAAUUUUACAUUUUUAUAACAAAGUUUUGUUCUGUUUUCAGCUGGUACCUUAGUUUAGUCUAAUCAUUGAUAAAUUAUUUUGUUCAAACUAUUUUCAAUGGUAAAACAACCCAAAAAAACGUGACCCUAGAACCUAAAACCACAAGUCAAAAGUGUAAAUUUGGAAAUUGAGAUAUAUGCAUCAACUGAAUAAAUAAAUAAACUUUCCAUUAAUGUAUACUUGGUUUGAUAAGGACAAUAUAUGACAGAGACACAACUAUUUGAAUAUAUGUAAUCUGUGAGUUUAAAAAAUGAAUAAUAAAUACAGAGAGAAUUGCCUUUAAAUUUUUCUAAAGUGCUUAGCAAUGCACGUUACUAAUCAAAAAUUGACUUUUGAUAUAUUUACUAUAAAUAUUAACUAAAUUUUGCAGUAGUGUGUGUGUGAGUGAAUGAGUGAGUAUGGAUGUUUCCCAGUACUGCGUUGCAGCUGGAAGGGCAUCCGCUGCGAAAAACGUAUGCUAGAUAAUUUGGCGGUUCAUUCCGCUGUGGCGGACCCCUAGUGAAUAAAGGAACUAAGUCGAAGGAAAAUGAAUAAACAUUUGAAAGACACAGCUAUUUGAAUAUCUGCAACAUGUGAGUUAAAAAAUACAGAGAAAAUUGCCUUUAAAUAUGUCUAAAGUGCUUUGCAAUGCACAUUUCUCAUCAAAAAUUGAGUUUUGGUAUAUUUGCAGUAGGAAAUUUACUAAAUACCUUCAAGGUACACAAUCUUUGUUUAUAUUGCAGUGGUAUUUGGAAUAAAACAAGCAAAAACAUUGGACUUUUGCCAAAAAAAUAUAGCCCUAUAACAUAAGAUGGUAUUGUGGACAAAUGUAAGUCACUCAGUAUUAACUUUUUUGUUGGACUGAGUAUAAAAUCAAUAUCACAUUUGCAAUCAUGCUCACAUGCUGGAAAUGGCACUCUUGUUUGUGGGAUAUUAUUGAACUAUAUAAUGUCUUAUAUAAAACAAAAACCCAUACAGGGCGUUCAUAACUUGAAUUAUAGGCUCAUUCUUCAUUCUAAUAGUAUUAAUCAGGCAGUGAACGCUUUUGGACUUUAUUAGACUUUGUUUUUUUUUUGUUUUACGCAAAGGGAGUGACAUUCUCGAUAAUGUCAGCUCGCAAAUCGUUAAAACAACAAUUAUUAUAUUAUUGCAGACCAUGAAUUUCACACACACCCCUAGAAACAACCGACAUAUCAAUAUGCUGGUUUAUUUCUUCACAAUAAGACAGGAAAUUAAAAGAAUUGAGAAUGUAAAAAUGCGACAGGAUGACUGACAGGAUGAAAAAUUAAAGUCAGAACAUUAUUUUCUGGUGGGUGUUCAUCUUAUUUCACGUUUAGCAGAGAGAAAGUCAUACAGGUUUGGAAUGACAAAAUUGUUCACAUUUAUUUUGGAUGAACUAUCCAUUUAAUACAGCAACAAGGCUGCUGUCCUUUAUUUACCUUGAAUUACGCGUGAUUUGAACGCGGCCAGAUCUAUUAAGACGUCAGUAAAGAGUUUCCACGCACAUGCUGAAUUAUAGACUGGAAUCAUGGCCGCUCAUAAAUAGGUUUUACAGUCGGGGUAAUUAGAGUUGUCGAGGUGCUCUGGGAAUACAUUAUUCUGUCAUUAAAGAGAGACUUUUGAAAAGAUCUUUUGAAAGUCAUCAUAAACGCUUCAGUCUGUUUUUAUUCUCUACGUAAUGAGCUCAAUUAGCCACUAGGGGACAGUAUUAAAGCAAAGUUGGUGUACUUUAUCCUCUGUGAUGACCAUAACAGUGAGCUGAGAAAAGUUCACACUGUGGAUUAAAGCGAUGCCAAGUUCAUGAUGACUGCUACAAUAAGGACAUGAAGCUAGCUUUUCAUUUUCAAAACAAAAAGAUACAAAAUAAGGAAAAAAAAGUCACUGUGUUUUUGUGUUUAUCCACUGUCUUUUUGGAGAGUUCUUUUUAUCAUGUGCUCGCUGCUAUCAAGCAUUCAGUAUUUAAGUGGUCUGGGCCUUGGGGACGGAAAGGAAGUCUCUUCAUGAAAGAGUGAAUAAUUGUGUGGGAUGAAGCUGAAGGUUUGAAUGGAGUUUUCUCAUCCCAGCUGUAAUUUAGUAAGCUAAAAACACUUUUUUCCAUCCACUCGAAGGCAUAGAAACCCUUUGCUCCAUUCAUUGGCUGUGAGGUCCAAGCCAUGCAUUAUAUCUGUGCAUCUGAUUGGCUGUCGCAGUUGGGGUCAUUGAAUGGCCGAUGUUCAUUCGCUGGAUGGACUGUUAUGAAACAGCGCAACUACGUUCAACCAAAUUCAACACAAACAGCAAAACCUCAAUUAGACACUAACGUACUGGCAGAUGAAAUAGAGAAAUAUUUAUGGAAAUGUUUUUUUUUUGUACAGGUGUUGUUGAACUAUGAACGCGGAACAGUUUUACGAUGCUAACGACGAUUUUUAAUUUCGUUUUGAGUUGCUUCACUUUCUUGCCUCCCAUGUGCUCGAGCUGUGAUCCUGAGAGUGUCUGUAGACCAGUGGAUGUUAGGUUUAAACUUGUUCAUUUUUUAUUUUUGUUUCUUUUGAUGAAGCUUUCAAUAAAAAAAAUCUACAAAAUCACA
Messenger RNA from Danio rerio (zebrafish), 8195 nucleotides. NCBI's taxonomy places the organism in Eukaryota, Metazoa, Chordata, Actinopteri, Cypriniformes, Danionidae. The record is from RefSeq and is a predicted model, not a curated record.